Erigeron canadensis is the source of this 1599-nucleotide messenger RNA. Its product is annotated as protein NRT1/ PTR FAMILY 5.6-like. The record is from RefSeq and is a predicted model, not a curated record. Gene Ontology annotation, molecular function: transmembrane transporter activity. Gene Ontology annotation, cellular component: membrane. The transcript has 4 exons. Gene Ontology annotation, biological process: transmembrane transport. NCBI's taxonomy places the organism in Eukaryota, Viridiplantae, Streptophyta, Magnoliopsida, Asterales, Asteraceae. Bases 1 to 1599 code for a protein of 532 amino acids.
AUGGUCAUUAUUUCUACAUCGGUGUGGCUACCAUGCUUGAAUUCUUUCAUUCACAGUCUUAUUCGUCGCCUUAAAGAAUAUUAUCGUCGCCAGAAGGAAUACUAUUUCAUAUAUAAGCAUCGUCUUCUCUUCGCUGUUGUUUUAGCCUUUAGUCGUGCUUUGACAAACUAUGCAAUUAUAAAUGUACUAGCAUGGUAUUUUACAGACCAUGGAGAGGAUUUAGUGGUGUCUUCAAUCAUGUCGAACAUCCAUGGUUCAUUAUCAUCCGUUUUGGUGGUACUCAUGGCCAAUGCAGCUGACUCGUACGUUGGAAGAUUCUACACUAUCUUGUUUUCCAACACCGCGUAUAUCGGAGGCUUGAUGCUUUUGUUGAUGUUCAAUCCGUACGAUGUGAAAUGGCUUGUUGUGAUCUUGCUGGUACUCUUAGCUCUUGGAACAUCCGGAGACAAGCUUUUACAAGAAGUACUCACCGACCUGGUGAAUGACCUUGAUAAGUCAGAAGCUCAGACUAAAGAACGAUCUAUUGCACGUGCAGAAAUCUGGCCACGUAUAGCAAAAGUUGUUGCUGCCAUUUGUGCGAUGUUGUUUGUUUCCCAAAUAGGUUGGGGAAUUCAAAUCUUGAUUUGCAUAGUCUUUAUGACAAUAUGCUUGAUCAUUUUUUGCACUGGCCAUAAUAGUUAUCAUCAGGGGCAACUGACUGAAAGACCCGUAGGUGUCUUCUUUCGAGUGUUACACAUGGGUAUCAAGGAACUACUAAUCAAGCGCAAAUCCUGGGAUUAUGCAGGAAAGAUCACCACUAUCCAGUGGGUGAUGAGCCUUUUAAGAAUGUUUCCCAUGUGGGAGGUGUUUUUGGUCGUGUACCUAAUAUCAGCAACUGGGAGCACCUUCUUUUUUGAGCAAUACAACAACCUCAAUACUAACAACCAAAUAGCAGUACAGAUCUACGGCUUGAUUAAAGAUGUCUCGAGUUUUGCUAUCCCAUUUUUGUAUCCCUGGAUUUGUGGUUUACGUAAAAAUAAUGAAAAGGUCAAAGUUGGCGUCGGAAUGCUUUGUGGAAUAGUAAGUUGUGUUUUUGCUUGGCAACUGGAGGUUCAAAGGUUAAAAAGAGUUAACAAUCUGGAUGAUAAGAAUGCAAAUACUUCCCUAAGUUUUCUUUGGUUGGUGCCUCAGUUCUGUGUGAUUGGGGGCAUGGAAGGACUUACUGGGGAAGGAUUGUUAAAUUUCUACAAGUCACAAAUGAAAGAAGAGACAUUACACAGUUACGGGGAGGAAUAUAUUGAAUUUGUGACGGGCUUUGGAACGUUUCUUAACAUUAUUCUCAUCUUAAUAUUUAAAAGCCGACUGGGAUGGUUCGGGAACACAGUAAAUGAAAGUCGCCUAGAUAAGUAUUAUUUGCAUCUCGUAUUUGUUGGCUUAGUAAACUUCAUCAUCUAUUGUUUGUUUGCAAGAUUUUACUACAAGGAUGCUGAUCGACAUCAAGACUUGAUGAAUGAUGAUUUGAUUAAUCAACGUCUUGAUGAGCUCUUGCCUUGUGAUAAUCGUGAACAAGAUAAUCAGCCCCUGGCUAAUGAUGAGCAAGUACAAGAAAACCAGCUCUAG